AUGGGCCCAGUGCUGUUAAAAAGAGAGUGGUUGAGCAGGAGGGGAACGUGGUGCUGAAGGAAUGUUCUGUCGUGCUAAAUCCUGUGAGGUUCAGCAGAGAACUCCUGGAUGUGUUGGGAGAUGGAAAUGUUCCUGCUCCUGUUUCCAAACCAUUUCCGGCACAGCAGAAGAAAACUGUGAGACAACGUCGGCCAAGAACUGUUGCCUCCCAGAAGAGGGUGAUCGAGUCAGAGGAGGAAGGACCUGUGCUGGUGGCCAAGACUUCUCCCAUCCCAUCGCCUGUUCGUGUUGCUACAGUGAUGGAGAAGGCCAGCAAACCUCCUUCUGAUCAGUCACUGGAAAACACCAGGAAGACAACCCGACCAGCUGACCUUGAUGGGCCUGGUUCUGACAAUAAGAGAGUGGUUGACCACGAGAAGACUGUGAGGGAAUGUUGCCCAAGAGCUGUUGCCUCCCAGAAGAGGGUGAUCAAUCCAAAGGAGGAAGGACCUGUGCUGGUGGCCAAGACUUCUUCCAUCCCAUCGCCUGUUCGUGUUGCUACAGUGAUGGAGAAGGCCAGCAAACCUCCUUCUGAUCAGUCACUGGAAAACACCAGGAAGACGACCAGACCAGCUGACCUUGAUGGGCCCAGUGCUGCUAAAAAGAGGGUCGUUGAGCAGGAGGGGAACGUGGUGCUGAAGGAAUGUUCUAUCAUGCUAAAUCCUGUGAGGUUCAGCAGAGAACUCCUGGAUGUGUUGGACAAUGGCGAUGUUCCUGCUCCUGUUUCCAAACCAGUUCCAGCACACCAGAAGAAGACUGUGAGGGAACGUCGCCCAAGAGCUGUUGCCUCCCAGAAGAGCCUGAUUGAGCCAGAGGAGCGAACCAUGGACCGGCAGGUCGAGGUUGUGCGGCAGGGCUGUGAUGCAGACAGAACACCAGUGGACCACGUGGAUGACAAUGAUACUCCCACUUCGUCUGAUGCCGCCCAUGAUGUCCAGGAUCACGUGAAAUGUGACCAUGUCAGGUCUUUUAUUCGUGGGUCCUUUAAUCAGGGCGAUCCACGUUUUGGUGAAAACAAAGGGAAGCAAUGUGCCACAAAUAGUAUCACUGCAGUUAUGACUAAUGUGUUAAAAAGUGCUUGGACUUGGACAACGACUGACCUGGACAAUGUUUUGGUGAAUGGUAAUGACUUGUACACUUACGUGAAGGACAAGCACAAGGUUAGUGUUUUAGAAGGUAAAGGUUACAUUUUGGUGAAAGAGCUGCCUACAGAGUAUGAGUUACUUGACAAAAAGUUUUGUUUGGAAUACAUGGAGUCAUUAAGUGGACACAUUGAUGUAGAAGAGUAUCACCCUGCUGUUAAAGAUUAUAUGCUUGUUUGUUGA
This is a messenger RNA of Salarias fasciatus (jewelled blenny), 1364 nucleotides long. RefSeq lists its product as uncharacterized. Bases 300 to 1364 code for a protein of 354 amino acids. The record is from RefSeq and is a predicted model, not a curated record. The transcript is spliced from 13 exons. NCBI's taxonomy places the organism in Eukaryota, Metazoa, Chordata, Actinopteri, Blenniiformes, Blenniidae.